This is a messenger RNA of Cyclopterus lumpus (lumpfish), 1595 nucleotides long. It is a transcript of the gene nubp1, whose product is annotated as nucleotide binding protein 1 (MinD homolog, E. coli). Gene Ontology annotation, biological process: iron-sulfur cluster assembly. Gene Ontology annotation, molecular function: 4 iron, 4 sulfur cluster binding; ATP-dependent FeS chaperone activity; ATP binding. The record is from RefSeq and is a predicted model, not a curated record. Gene Ontology annotation, cellular component: cytosol. Bases 79 to 1047 code for a protein of 322 amino acids. NCBI's taxonomy places the organism in Eukaryota, Metazoa, Chordata, Actinopteri, Perciformes, Cyclopteridae. The transcript is spliced from 11 exons.
AAAGUGAUUGAUCGAUGCUCUGCGCGUAUGCGGAACCUCAGAAGGGGAAGACUUUGAGCGGGGCACACUCGUGUAAAGAUGGCAGACGUACCAGAUGAUGCACCUGAGCACUGCCCGGGUACCGAAAGUGAGGCAGCAGGAAAGUCAUCGUCAUGUCAGGGCUGUCCCAACCAGAAGAUAUGUGCUUCUGGAGCCACCACGGCCCCCGAUCCCGCCAUAGCAGAGAUAGGAGUGAAGAUGUCAACAGUCAAACACAAGAUCCUCGUGCUGUCUGGAAAAGGAGGGGUGGGGAAGAGCACCUUCAGCGCUCACCUGGCUCACGCUCUGGCAGGUGACAGCACGAAGGAGGUCGCCCUGCUGGAUGUGGACAUCUGCGGUCCAUCCAUUCCCAGGAUCAUGGGCGUCGAGGGGGAACAGGUCCACCAGAGUGGCUCGGGCUGGUCUCCUGUGUAUGUGGAAGACAACCUGGCAGUCAUGUCUAUUGGCUUCCUGCUCAGUAGCCCCGAUGACGCUGUGAUCUGGAGAGGACCCAAGAAGAAUGGGAUGAUCAAGCAGUUUUUGAGGGACGUCGACUGGGGGGAGCUGGAUUACCUCGUCGUGGACACGCCCCCUGGCACCUCUGACGAACACCUGUCGCUCGUCCAGUACCUGAGCGCCACCCACGUUGAUGGAGCCGUCAUCGUCACCACGCCACAGGAGGUAGCGCUGCAGGACGUGCGGAAGGAGAUCCGCUUCUGUCAGAAGGUCAAGCUGCCGAUCAUCGGGGUGGUGGAGAACAUGAGCGGCUUCGUCUGUCCCAAGUGCAAGAACACGUCGCAGAUCUUCCCUCCCACCAGCGGGGGCGCGGAGCGGAUGUGUGCGGAUCUGGACCUCCGCCUGUUGGGGAAGGUGCCUCUGGACCCGAGGAUAGCGCGGAGCUGCGACGAGGGCAAGUCUUUCCUCACCGAAGUCCCCGACUCUCCCGCUGCCAAGGUCUACCAGAGCAUCGUGCAGAGUAUUCAGGACUACUGCUCCAACCGUGCGAAGGAGGAGCAGAGCAACACCUGAAGCCGCUCCGAAGGCGGCCAUGUUGGACCAGAACACCGAGAGAGCGCAUGUGGGGGGACGGAUUGACUACUGGAAAAGUAAACGCCGUUAAUAAUGCAACAUCCACCGAAGCCUGUCGGGAUUCUUAUGACAUCAUAAGGCAGCUGCUUGAGGACCACUUUAGUGAGCUGCAGUGGUUUGUUCUGCAGCGGCUUUCCGAUACAACUUUCCCAGAAAAAGUAUCCAGGAUUUAAAAAAAUUAUACAAUAAAAUGGGAAAAUAAGCACUAUUUGAUGAAUUGAAUAUUUAGAAACAAUUGCAGCGUUAUAAUGAUUGGUUGUAUUAUCCACAUUUGUACUUGAACCUAAUUUUGAACAUGAAAAAAAGAAUGAAAACAUAACCUCAAACCACCGCUCUGGAGGGUACUCUGUAUAUAAAAUUUUUUAUACUUGAGCUGAGAUAAAUACACUUUAAAAGUAUAAUUUAUAUGAGGCAAUUUGAAAUGUUUAUCAUAGAGGAUAAAAUUGUUGAUAUUGUCUUAUAAUUACAAUUAAAAGUAGAAAAUGAAA